GCUGAAGCAAGAGUGGCCCACCGCCGGCUGUAUGCUUCAACUCGAUGGGUGGACUGAUAGGCAGUCAAGAUCACACUUGAAUGUCAUGGUUUCGUUCCCGAAAGGUGCCAUCUUCUGACGCAGUGUGUGCAUGCAGCGGCGUUAUAAAUGCGCAGCAGCGUACUUCGCAAUUCUAUCGAGGGCUAUCCGCGAGGUGGGGGAGGACGCAGUGGUAGGGGUUGUUAUGGACAAUGCGGCUGUGUGCGCAGCUGCUGGCCGGAUGGUAGAGUCAGAGUUCGGACAUAUUUUUUCCGUGCCAUGCACAACGCACAACAUUGAUUUAAUGUUCGAGGCGUUCGGCAAGAUCGGCUGGGUGGAUGUGCUGCUUAAGAGAGCGGUAGAAGUCACAAAGUUCUUCAUGAACCACUCGAAAGUGCGUGACUUGYUGCUGGUGUACUCCGGAGGAGAUGGUCUUGCGAGGCCGGGUGCAACCCGGUUUGCUACAAACUUCAUCAUGUUGGAGAGUCUCCAAAAAUUGUACCUACCGCUACGGUCGUGCAYCACGGAUGACGAUUGGAAGGAGGCCAUUGUCCUCCCCUCACAGCGCCSGUUGUUUCACACUGCGACGAACGAGGUGCUCGAUAACGGGUUUUGGGCUGGUGUGCAAAAGGUGAAGGAGACAUCCAACGAUUUGCUGCCCCUGUUGAAGUUUACARAUGGUGCAGGACCUAGGAUCAACAAAGUGUAUGGUCGGAUGGACGAGGCAGUGGAGAAUUUGAGGAAGAAUGAAUUCCUCUCGGAGAUGGAGAAAGACGAACUGGAGGAAAUCAUUAUGCRCAGGUGGAACACGAUGACAUCUCCACUUCAUUGUGCGGCAAUGUUUCUGGACCCGGAGUUCCGAACCGCGAGAUUUGACAAGGAUACGGAGGUGAUGGAUGGAUUCUGGACGUGGUUGUACUCAUGGGCGAAGCCAGAGUCAUACAAGGUGUUGGACGAGGAGGUGAACAAUUGGAUUGAGGGAACAGGGAAGUUUAACUCCAAGGAGGCGGUUGCAAGUGCACGUGGUGCCCAGCCUGCGAGGUGGUGGAGGAGAUGGUGCGCCGAAUUACCCAUCCUGCAGCGGCAAGCAAUUCGUUUGUUGGGACAAGGGACCUCUACAUCCAGUUGUGAGAGGAACUGGAGUCUCUUCGAGAGGAACUGGAGUCUCUUCGAGAGGAUACACUCCAGACCGCGCAACAAGUUGGGUGCUGGCCAGCUAAGCAAGCUCGUGUACAGUAGAUGGAACCAGUUCCUCUUGGACAGCUUGGAGGGCAAGUCCAACGGAGUUGACGACGAGCUUGCAUGGGGGGAGGAGAGAAAGCUCACAAGAAAAGAAUUGUGCAAAGAGGCGAAGGCCCGAGUGGAGGAGUGGAGAGCCAGGUUGCAUCGCGACUUGGAGGAGGAGGAGGAGYCAGAUGAUGAUGACACCGACGACGACAGUGAUCCGGACUGUGGGAGCGAUGAUGGCAAUGAUGCUGAUGAUGAAGGGCGGCACCAUGGACACAUGUCACAGCAGCGAGCUUCGUCGAACUUGUUGAGCUUGAAAGGGCCAUCAAUGUGGAGCAGCAGUCUUGGAGGAAGUGCACACGACCCUCCAAGUAUCUAGCUCGCCUUCAUCUGGCGGAGUCUCAGCGUGGUGCGAAGAACAUCACAGCCGAAAAUGCUGAGAAGUACACGAGCGCCCGGGCCCGUGCAUAUGCUCCACUUGCAAAGCCUCCAAGCAAGAGAGGGCCAGGGCGACCGCGAAAGGGGCAGCGGGCAAACAACACACCGGGAGAUGAGGAGGAGGGGGUUGAAGUUGCAGAAUCUGUAGAUCCUGCAGAAGCAUCCAAGCGUGCAUCCGCAUCCACGCAUGCGAGUGAUGCGGAUGCAGAGGAGAAGGAGAAAAGUGCAGAUUCGUCCACUGACUGUGAUUCGGAAUCAGAGCCACUGGCCAAAAGGUCAAAAGGCACAGGCCAAAAGGCGUA
This is a messenger RNA of Chara braunii, 1985 nucleotides long. NCBI's taxonomy places the organism in Eukaryota, Viridiplantae, Streptophyta, Charophyceae, Charales, Characeae. The record is from the annotation of a GenBank genome assembly.